CCUCUGGUGAUCAAAGAACGCCGGUCGAUUUCUACUGAAAUUUCUCACUGUCACUUCAUCAUUUCAUCUCAUUCAACAAGGAUAAGAAGUCGAGAAAACAUUAAUUAUUACACUUUUUGGUUGUUUUUAUUUCUGUUGAAGUGAUCGGUUAUUGAUUGAAAUGGCUGAAAAUCGUGCUACCAAAUCUGGAUUAGCUGCUGAAGCCCAUAGCAAAAUUCAAUCAAAGUACGACACAGCUUUGGCAGGUCAAACCCUAGAAUGGAUGAAAGAUGUUAUGCAACUAGAAGAUAUAGAUACUUCUGGCGACAGAGAAAAGUUUUAUGAACUACUUAAGGAUGGUCAAGUUUUAUGCAGAUUGAUUAAUGUUUUGCAACCGGGUUCCAUUCCUGAAAAGAAAAUCAAUAAUACUAAAAUGGCUUUCAAGUGUAUGGAAAAUAUAAAUCUUUUCCUCGAACAGGUGAAAAAAUUGGGUGUACCAGCUGAGGAAACAUUCCAAACUGUAGAUUUGUGGGAACAACAGAAUCUUACCUCAGUCCUUAUAUGUUUGCAAUCUCUUGCAAGAAAAGCAUCUAAAUUUGGAUUUAGAAGUAUUGGACCAAAAGAAGCAGAGGCCAAUGUGCGCCAAUUCUCUGAUGAGCAAUUGAAGGCUGGACAAGGUGUUAUAAGCCUACAGUAUGGAUCUAACAAAGGUGCUACCCAGAGUGGUAUCAAUUUUGGAAACACACGUCAUAUGUAAACUAUGUAAUGUUUACAGAUUUUAUAAGACUGAUGUCCUCUCUAUGUUCCAAGUUGUUCAAAAAGUAAAUACUCUAUAAUUGGCAACAUGAACUGUGCAUAGGUAAAAUAUGAAACUCUGUAAAUGCCAAAUUUUUAUAACUAUUUAUUCAUUGAAAUUACUUAUUCCAUUUCUUUGCAACACUCUGUAAAAUUGCCAAUGUUAAUAUAGGAUAAACAUAUUUUUUUUAGAUAAAAAUGUAAUUUUCUUGUAAAGAAUCACUGAUUUUCAUGAGAAAUACUGUGCUAAAAAAUUAUAUUUUAGCUAUUUAAUCAAAAUUUACAUUUUUACUAUUGUAAUGUUAAAUAUUUUUGUGUUCACAUUAAUUCAUUCCAUUAAGAUAUUAAAUUGUCACAAAAGAAUUGUUUGUUUUAUAUGGCAUUUUAAAUAAAAAAAAUUUAAAAAGUGUAUUUUGUCUGUUUAAAACUUUGUAAAUGUAUUACUUUUAAAUUUAUUUAGGCACAUACUUGUCUAUAUUAGAUAAUCAAACUACCCUUCUCUAUAUUAAAAAAACAACUUCAUUUUCAAUGGGAGGAAUAGGGGUAAAAUAAUGAAGAGUUGAAAGUGGUGUUUUUACAUGAAACUGUUCUGUAGUAUUGUUCCCAGGCAAAUGCUUCACAGAAAAUGCCCAACUAAUGAUUUGACAGAAAACUCUGGUUUUUAUAAAAGCUUUAUGGAGUGUUUUUCUUUAAAAACUAUGCAUAGUUUUUGAUUUUUGUUUGAAACCGUGAAUUAUUUCAAAUCGCAUAAAUUUGUCAUAUGGUAAUCUCCAAAUAGAAUAAACUAAAAAUUAAUUGAAAUCUUAGGGGGGAUUUGCCUAUUUUUUUUUUCAGAAUCCAUGGUAAUGUGAGACCAAAGUGAAUUUUUUUUAAAUUUUUUUCCUUUUUUUUUCGGUGCUAGGCUGAUUUUUAGAACACUGAUUUCCACAACUAGUUCUUAUACCAUUAAACUAAUAUAUAUAACAAAGAAUAUGCAGACAAAAAAGGUUGGCUUCAUAGCCAUAAUGCAAACCGGUCCCCUAAGGGUUGGUAUUGUGUAUAAAAAAAAAGUGGUACAGAAGCAGAGGAGGUUAGUAUCCACCUCUUACUUCAAUGAACUUCUAAAAAUCACUGAUUAGAUCAUCAAUCAUUCCACGUGAUUUUAAUGCUGAGUUUGGGGGUGAGAUGGAAAGUUUUUAUUUAUGGUUGUUACGCAGCUUUGCAUUAUACUGUAUUGUUUAUUAAAGUUAUUUCUAGAGGGAUCUUAAUCAAUUGAGCCUCUUUUGGUGGAGCCCUGACAGUAUAAACAAAAGUUCAGUAGCUACUGAACACAGUAGCAAAAGUUCAUAGCAUAAACCAAAAAAAAAAAAAGACUAAAGCAUAUGCUGAAAAUGAAUAAAAAGAAGCUGAAUUAUUGUUUUAAAAAAACUUGCACUGUUGAGAAUAGUUAUCGGAGAAACUUAUUUCUUUAUUCUUGAUUUUGGUUCAUUUAUUUUGAAUUUAAAAGUUCAAUGAGAAAUACUUAUGGAAUAUUUUAUAAAUGCAUAUCCUUUUCACAAUUUAUUCUAUGUAUUGUAAUUAAAAAAACAUAUAUUUUAAAAUUUUGGUAUUUUUUUGGCAUUUUACAUAAAAUUUUGUCUUGCAGUAUCAGGUUUGCCUAGUUAUCUAGCUCACUUAAGUUUAUUUUGAUUAUAGUAUUUGAAAAUUUAUAGCAUGAGUAAAUCUGACAAAUUAAACAUCAUAAGGAACAUAAUAACAGAUGUAUAAAUUGAAAUAAAAUUUUUUUUUUGGAA
This is a messenger RNA of Parasteatoda tepidariorum (common house spider), 2546 nucleotides long. It is a transcript of the gene Chd64, whose product is annotated as transgelin calponin-3. The record is from RefSeq and is a predicted model, not a curated record. Gene Ontology annotation, molecular function: actin filament binding. Gene Ontology annotation, biological process: actin filament organization; actomyosin structure organization. Gene Ontology annotation, cellular component: actin cytoskeleton. Lineage: Eukaryota; Metazoa; Arthropoda; Arachnida; Araneae; Theridiidae.